Zygotorulaspora mrakii is the source of this 648-nucleotide messenger RNA. It is a transcript of the gene NOP6, whose product is annotated as Nop6p. The record is from RefSeq and is a predicted model, not a curated record. Gene Ontology annotation, molecular function: RNA binding. The coding region runs from base 1 to 648 and encodes 215 amino acids. The transcript has a single exon. NCBI's taxonomy places the organism in Eukaryota, Fungi, Ascomycota, Saccharomycetes, Saccharomycetales, Saccharomycetaceae.
AUGGUGGAAGAAAAGCUGACCAAGAAGCAGCAGAAAGCUCAACAGUUCAGAAAGCCUAAAGAAGAACGUGAGAAGGACAAUCAAUUGAAGCGAGUACAGCAAGAAGAAACACAGAGUAAGGAUGAAGAGCCCGUUAAGAAGAAAAGAAAAACACGCAGAGGACGUGGUGGAAAGGGGCGUGAUCAGAGUAAGAGCAGCAAUAGAUUUCUACUUUUUGUUGGUGGCUUGCCCAAGGAUAUAACACAGACAGAGCUACAAUCUCAUUUCAAAUCAAGUUCUCCAGAUUUCAUUAGAAUUCGCCCGGAUAAGGGAAUUGCAUUCCUAGAGUUUGACGGAGAUAAAGAUCAGAAAAACAUUCAAAGUCGUAUGGAUAUCGCUCUGCUUCAACACAGAACUCUCCUCAAAGACAAGAAGAUCAAUGUGGAAUUGACAGUUGGUGGUGGUGGAAACAGCUCAGAUAGAGUACAGAAACUAAGAAAUAAAAAUAUCAAGUUCGAGGAGGAACGUCGUACGAGAAUGGCCAAGAUGAUCCAAGAGAGCUCUCAGAAGAAGAGUAACGCUGCCAUCUCGACGACGAAAGCAGCUGAGCAGCAGCCGUCGUUGCUUCCCCAGGGUAUCCAUCCCGAUAGAGCCAAGCUAAUUAAAUAA